Oncorhynchus masou masou (cherry salmon) is the source of this 1200-nucleotide messenger RNA. Its product is annotated as nuclear distribution protein nudE-like 1-B. The coding region runs from base 1 to 1200 and encodes 399 amino acids. Gene Ontology annotation, biological process: microtubule nucleation; centrosome localization; vesicle transport along microtubule. Gene Ontology annotation, cellular component: centrosome; kinesin complex; kinetochore. The transcript has 10 exons. Gene Ontology annotation, molecular function: microtubule binding. The record is from RefSeq and is a predicted model, not a curated record. NCBI's taxonomy places the organism in Eukaryota, Metazoa, Chordata, Actinopteri, Salmoniformes, Salmonidae.
AUGCAGGACCUGCUGGAGUUUCAGGAGAGACCAGAGUCUGUUCUCUCCUGUGUCUUCCUCAGUUACCAUGAGGCCCAGGAGGAGCUGCUGGAGCUCCGGCAGUUCCAUGCUCUGGAGGAGCCUGGCAGUCCAGGCAGUUCCAUGCUCUGGGCCCCGGCAGUCAGGCAGAACAUGCCUCAGAGGCCCAGAGGCAGUCCAGCAGUUCUAGUCCAGCAGUUCCAUGCUAGUGCCCCGGCAGUCCAGCAGUUCUAUGCACUGGCCCCGGCAGUCCAGCAGUUCCAUGCUCUGGGCCCCGGCAGUCCAGCAGUUCCAUGCUCUGGGCCCCGGCAGUCCAGCAGUUCCAUGCUCUGGGCCCCGGCAGUCCAGCAGUUAUGCUCUGGGCCCCGGCAGUCCAGGAAGUUGGAGCAGCAGUAUUCUCAGAGCUAUAAGCAGGAGAAGUUGGAGCAGCAGUAUUCUCAGAGCUAUAAGCAGGAGAAGCUGGAGCAGCAGUAUUCUCAGAGCUAUAAGCAGGUCUCCAUGUUAGAGGAUGACCUGGGACAGACCAGAGGAAUCAAGGAACAGCUUCAUAAAUAUGUCAGAGAACUGGAGCAGGCCAACGACGACCUGGAGAGAGCCAAGAGGGCGACCAUCGUAUCUCUGGAGGACUUUGAGGGUCGUCUGAACCAGGCCAUAGAGAGGAAUGCCUUCCUGGAGAGUGAGCUGGAUGAGAAGGAGUCCCUACUGGUCUCAGUACAGCGACUAAAGGAUGAAGCCAGAGACCUGAGACAGGAGAUGGUGGUGAGGGAGAGGACUGCAGACAGGAUGUCAGCCCCCAGCUCUCCUACCUUGGACGUGGACAAGAUGGACUCUGCUGUCCAGGCCUCCCUGUCCCUGCCGGUCACCCCUGUAGGGAAGGGCAUGGAACACCCGUUCAUCACCCCGAAAUCAUCAGUGUUAACAAAUGGCUGUGGGCCUGGCGGCUCACCUCUGACCCCAUCAGCAAGAAUCUCUGCUCUUAAUAUCGUUGGGGACCUUCUGAGAAAAGUGGGGGCGCUGGAGUCCAAGCUAGCUGCAUGUAGGAACUUUGCCAAGGACCAGGCGGUGAGGAAAACCUACUCCACGUCGUCCACCAACAUGAUCACUGGGAACGGAAACCUCAUCAACAGCAACGCCACCAAGUUCUCCCACUCACUCCACACCACCUACUACGACAAGACGUGA